Messenger RNA from Drosophila subpulchrella, 1797 nucleotides. RefSeq lists its product as uncharacterized. Bases 133 to 1161 code for a protein of 342 amino acids. Gene Ontology annotation, biological process: intracellular signal transduction; phosphatidylinositol phosphate biosynthetic process. The record is from RefSeq and is a predicted model, not a curated record. NCBI's taxonomy places the organism in Eukaryota, Metazoa, Arthropoda, Insecta, Diptera, Drosophilidae. Gene Ontology annotation, cellular component: phosphatidylinositol 3-kinase complex. The transcript is spliced from 2 exons. Gene Ontology annotation, molecular function: 1-phosphatidylinositol-3-kinase regulator activity.
GCACUUCUUGUGUACUCUACCAACGAAAACAAAGUUCUUAUCAAUACAGUUUGGCAUUAAUCACGGCUCCGAAUUAGAUCAAUGAUGUGAUUCCGCCACGAGGAAGCCGUUCCGUUCCGAUCCCACUCCAAAAUGAGCCACGGCGACCAGAGUCACAACCACAGCAGCCAGCGGAGCCAGGAGCGCGCUGGCGGAGGCGACUCCAGCAAGGACAGGGAGAAGGAGAAGAAGGGCUGGUUCCACUCGCUGACCAGGCGCAAGAAGUCCGACUCCGCGCUUGCUGUGUCUGCAUCCGCGUCCAGCAGUGGAUCCCAGAACAACAACAACGAGGUGUGCGUCCUUGAGGCAGCGGACUCUUCCAUGGCCAGCUGCAGCAAUGGGGGCACGAGCACGGGAACCCUGCGCAGGCGGCGGGACAAGGACAAGGAGAAGCGGAACGUGUUCGCCAGACUCCGCAGGAAGGUGGGCCAGGGACUCAGCUCACUGCGUAACUGGCACUCGAUGGGCGACUGCGACGACGGUGGCACCACGGAUGCCACCUACGAGUUCCUCACGCCGGCCAUCUGCCCGGAACCCACGCUGCCAUUCACGCACGACUAUUUGCGAUUCAUCCGGAAGAAGUGGCUGGAGCGAGAGGACGCCCACUCGCCCAACCAGGUCAUGUACAAGGCCUGCUCCGAGAUGAUCAACCAAGUGUGGUACUGGGGUGAAAUCUCCAGGCGCGAUUCGCAGCGCCAGUUGAGUGACAAGCCUACUGGGUCGUUCCUGGUCCGUGACUCGGAGACCAGCGGAUCUCAGUUCACACUGAGCUUCCGGAUUGUAAACGUAACUCUGCACUAUCGGCUGGAGUUCAGAGAGGACUUCUGGCACUUCGAGGAGCUCAAGUACGAGUCGAUUGUGGAGAUGAUCGAGGACAUCUUGCACCGCUGCACCAACGACAACUUUGUGUGCUUCGUGAAGGUCCCCAACGAGAUGCAGCCGCCAUUUCCGGUGAUUCUCAAGUACCCGCUGAGCCGGUACGCCAACAUGCCCAAGCUGCAGGACCUGUGCCGCCGCGUUCUGCAGCGCCAGAUGUCGCGCGAGCAGCUGGCGCAGCUGCCAGUGCCGGCGCAAAUGCUGGAGUACUUGUCGGUGGAGCGGGAGCUGGUGUUUCAGAGCUAGGCGCCCGCCCUCCGCCGCUGAGCACCAGCUGGUCAAAGCUUUAACAUGGAAGUAAACGCAAGCGCGUACACCAAAGAGAUCCGGGCGAAUCGAUUCCCAGCCUGCAGUUACUCGUAAUGAUAUUUGUUGGUCGGAUUGGCAAUAUGUUUUUGAUGCAUUUCUACGCCCCAGUAACUAAGCGCACAAUCUCUCACCACGUGCACGCCGGAAUCCCAGUGCGCAAGUUUUUACUGUAUUGUACUGCUAAGUACCACUAGAACUAGUAUUUUGUCUAGGAUAAAACUCUGUUAUUGGCCAUAAUUAGUCUAUUGGUUUGUUUUCCAUGGGUCUUGGUCAAGUCUAAACUCUAAACGCAGUGCGCGAAUCCUUACAUUUUUGUAAAAAUCGAACUAUUGCAUAUAUACAUAUAUGUAUUAACGUUAGUCCUAAGCCAGAUGUAUUGUACUAUUUACGUUGUUCGCAUUUUUGUAUUCCUAACUUGGACACUAACUUUUUGCUAAUCUAGAUUGCAUUGAAUUUAGGCAGCUUUACGGCAAUCGAAUCUGUUCAAUGCCAAUUACUCUUGUUGCAAUGUGUAUGUAUUUUAUUUAAAUCUAUCUACGAAUAUUUUACAAGAAUAAAAUAUCAAUCAACUCA